AGGGAUGGAAGAUAGACUUUUGCUGCUGCCCAACCAGCGCACCCAUGCCGCUGGGGGGGAUUGACAGCAUGACCUACCCCACCUUCCAUGAAGCUGCGGAGGAGCUGAGCCGGCAGGCCACGAUCCGGGCGGCUGGCGCGCAAGGACAGGGGCAGCAGGCCGGCAAUGAAGGCAUGAGGAACGCGCCCAUGCUGCCGGCCGACUCCGGCGCUUCAGCAAUCGACAAAGAAUUCCUGUCGCUGGCCUCAGGGGCAGCUGGCGGCACAAUGUACAGCGAGUUUGUGCCGCGCCGGGCGCAAGAGAAGGUGUUCUCUCCCUCAGCGACCGCGCUGCCAACGGUCCGCUCAUCAGCCAUAGGGUCCAGUGCCUCAACAGGCACAGCCACCACCAGCCAUGCCGUGCCCAUGGAGCAGAGCAGUUCUGUGGUGUCUCCAAAGGAUCACGAAGACAAAGCACAGGGCUGUGGAUGCUGGCCCUUUGGCCGCUAGCUAAUGAAAAUGCGUGAUAGCUGCGUGAACAGAUUUUUGGGCCGGGAUCUUGGCCCCUACCAAUUUGAGAGUCGGUACUGCCAUAAUUCUUCCGUUUGGUCUUUGAUGGCGCCCAAAUUACAGAAUACACCUUGAGCAUGCACUGAAUUGAAGCGUGAAGUGCUUGUUGGCUGAUGGGGCCACAC
This is a messenger RNA of Coccomyxa subellipsoidea C-169, 673 nucleotides long. RefSeq lists its product as hypothetical. The coding region runs from base 45 to 488 and encodes 147 amino acids. NCBI's taxonomy places the organism in Eukaryota, Viridiplantae, Chlorophyta, Trebouxiophyceae, Coccomyxaceae. The record is from RefSeq and is a predicted model, not a curated record. The transcript is spliced from 2 exons.